AUGGCCGAAGGAAAUGGUAUUGCGGCCCCAGUUUUCUCGCACGAGUACGAGGAUAAAGCUAUAGGUGAGCCAUCACCUAAAAGAAUCAAAACCGAAGAUACGUCCGAGGUGGAAAUAACGCAGACUAUCUCAUCUCCAGACGUGAAAACUAUAGAGACAGUAAACAAUCACAAUCAGACAACCCAGGAUAACCCAACGGAAGUAAAAUUACCUACUGUUUCCAAUUCUCAAUCUCCAAUCGUCCUUCCUAUACCGACUCCACAAAACAACAACACAUCAAUUCCCAUAACUGCAACUACUACCACAACAACAACAACAGCACCAGCACCAGCACCAGCACCACCGCCACAACAAAAGGAGUCUGUCAUAAAUACAAAUUCAACCACGACACUACCACCACAUCUACCACCACCCAUCCCAGUUCCACCACUAGAAAUCAAGAAAAUAAACCGUUUGGUUUUGCUCUACGAUAAGCCCCGAUAUUACCAUACAAUCAUCCAAUUGAAAGAACUACGAGAACUUCCCAACAAUUAUGUAACUGUGCUUGAAAUAGGAACCAUCGAUAAAGUGCUAAAGGAAACUACCAUCUCUUCAGUUAAAUUUGAUCAUUUCCACAUGAGCAUUGAAUACAAUGACCAGUUUGAACUGAAUUUACGGAAAUUCAUUGAAUUUUUAAAGAACAACCAGAAAAUGAUUGAUGAGGUCGGUGAUAUUGCAUACCAUAUCCAUUUUGAACCAGGAAAGAAGUGGCAGGAUUAUAAGCCAAGUGAAAUUAAAGAAUAUUAUAACUUCUUGGAAGCCUUGAAGGACACAGCUGGUGAUAAAGUGGUGCACUGUUCUGUGGUUAAUAAGUAUGACAUGGACACAGUUUACAUAACUGAAAAAGCCGAGCUUACAAAACUAGGAAACGAAAUUCAAGAGGAUAUACAAUAUUGGAAGAACCUCAAGAUACUAGAUUACGGUGAGAGCAGUAUUCGAUUUCUCCCUGGUGUAAAACUUCCUGAUACGCUAGAAGUGUUGAAUAUAGGCGGUGGGUAUGCAUUAGAAACGUUGACUGGAUUUAAAAUGCCACCUAAUUUGCGGGCAUUAUUGGCAGGGCAAGGUGCAGUACAUUCUAUUGACAACAUAACGUUCCCAACUACACUUGAACGACUUGAAAUUGAAGAUAACAAAAUCUACUUUUUGAAUUACGUUGAGUUCCCGGCCCUGCUUAAACAUCUUGAUGUAUCCCAGAACAGAAUUGAGAGCUUGAGAGGAGUCAACUUUCCACGGGGAUUGCAAUCUUUGAAUAUCGGGUUCAACCCUAUUGAGUCUGUAAGGGGAAUAAAGUUUCCUGAAACUCUCCGCAAACUUGAAGUGUCCAAUAUCCCCAACGAAUCAAUGACGGGUGUCAAAUUUCCCGAACUGUUGGAAGUGUUGAAUUUACAGUCUUCCAUGACAAACACCAGAGGGUUGAAAUUGCCGCAACAUUUAAAGACAUUAAUCUUGACUGGGAACGGAGUCAAUAGUAUAAAUCCGUUGAAAUUGCCAAACACUAUAGAAGUUCUUUACUUGAACCAAAACAACAUCAAAACAUUAAACAAGGUACAGCUUCCACCAAAACUACGUGAACUAUAUCUCGGAGAUAAUCUUAUUACUACAUUGAAGAAUGUUACGUUCCCAUCCACACUCGAAGUUCUUGAUUUAGAGAAUGAUCCAGAAUCAAUUGAAAAUGAUAAACAUAUAACCACAUUGAAAGAUGUUGUACUACCACCAAAUCUCAAGAUCAUGAAACUCGGCUAUCAUGCUAUAAAAGCCAUUGAGUCUUAUGAGUUCCCCACCAGUUUGAGGUUUCUUAGUUUAGCCUAUAAUGAACUUAGGCAGAUCAAGAAUAUCAAGUUUGGGAACCAUUUGAAAACGUUGGAUUUAAGUGGCAACCCCGAGCUUUUAAGUCUUGAUAAUGUGAUUAUUCCUGAAUCGGUUACAGAAUUGAGAAUUUCUCCCCAGUUGAUUGGCAAUUUACCCGCCUAUAUCAUAGAAAGAGCCAACAAGAACCGCUUAAUCAUUAAGAAAUCUGCUACAUGA
This is a messenger RNA of Spathaspora passalidarum NRRL Y-27907, 2064 nucleotides long. RefSeq lists its product as uncharacterized. Gene Ontology annotation, molecular function: protein binding. NCBI's taxonomy places the organism in Eukaryota, Fungi, Ascomycota, Pichiomycetes, Serinales, Debaryomycetaceae. The coding region runs from base 1 to 2064 and encodes 687 amino acids. The record is from RefSeq and is a predicted model, not a curated record. The transcript has a single exon.